AGUGAAAGCACCCCUGGAGUCCGGCAUUUCGGAGGACACCCCACGCCCGAUCCCGACGACCAUCCAUCCCCCAUGGACCACGCCCCGCGCCACGGCGUCUCGCCGUCCUCCUCCUCCGCCGGCGCGGCCCUGGCGGCGCCGGUCCCGGCGACCUCGCCGGAGUUCUCGCUGCCGCCGAGCCGCCUCCCGCUGGAGGACAUCCUCUUCUGCGUCGACGUCGGCGCCGAGGCGCGCUCCGAGAUGAAGGUCGCCGCCGCGGUCGCGUCCCCCGCCUCCUCCGGCUCCCCCGGCCCCGGCGCGCUCAUGGAUCCGGCGGCGGCCCCCCGCCCCGCGCGCCCGCCGGUGCGGCGGAUGGACGCCAUCAAGCAGGCGCUGAUGCUCUUCCUCCACAGCAAGCUCACCAUGUGCCCCGACCACCGCUUCGCCUUCGCCUCCCUCGGCGACACCGUCUCCUUGCUAAGCAAAGAAUUCACCAGUGAUGCUGCUUCUUCAAUUGAGACAAUCCAGUCCCUGGCUGCUACUGAAACGAGAUAUGCAGUGGCUGAUCUCACUCAGCUCUUCAAGAUAGCAUACGAGGAAGGGUACAGGGCGGAAAGGCAAGGGCGAAUACUUAGAGUGGUACUCAUCUACUGCCGGUCCUCAACCAAGCCCCACCAUCACUGGCCCGUGAAGCCAAAGAACUUCACCAUGGAUGUAGUCUAUCUGCACGACAAGCCUGCUGCUGAUAACUGCCCACAAAAUGUGUAUGACGCGCUGGUUGAUGCCCUUGAGCAUGUCAGCCAGUACGAGGGGUACAUUCUUGAGAGCGGCCAAGGGCUUGCCCGGGUCCUGUUCCGCCAGAUAUGCAUCAUCUUAUCGCACCCCUUGCUGCGCUGCAUGCAGGAUGACCUUGACAUACCCAAGCAAGUUGUUAAGAAAAUUCUGGCCGUUGAAGGUGUGCAGAGUGAAGAUGGCGCUCCGGUCUCCAGCAGCCAGUAGCUAGUCACCCUAGUUCGAUGGUAUGUGUCCAUGAAGCCUGUUCUGUGUGUUGUUGUAAAUGGCCAAGCAACUAACAUUUUUACUGCUGUGGAGAGCUUGGGUUGGCAUUGAACUUGUAUAAAUUGAGCAUUUUUACCGCGUCAUUUCAGUCAAAGCAAUCGACCUUGUAUUUUUAUGGGUGUCGUGAAACGGUGAUGAAUCUGAUAGUAGCAUUUUCUGCUGA
Molecule: messenger RNA, 1201 nt
Organism: Hordeum vulgare subsp. vulgare (domesticated barley)
Lineage: Eukaryota; Viridiplantae; Streptophyta; Magnoliopsida; Poales; Poaceae
Exons: 3
Coding region: 73-978 (301 amino acids)
Biological process (GO): positive regulation of DNA repair
Cellular component (GO): BRISC complex; BRCA1-A complex
Source: RefSeq, a predicted model, not a curated record